AUGACGGAGAAAAAGCAAGGCGAUUUCUUCUCUGACCCACUUGAACCGGAACCACCGGAUCGUGAAGGCUCAUCCACCUCACUCCCAACGUCGUUUAAAGACAAAGUCUUGGGGAAGACCUCUCGACCUUCCCAAACUCGUGAUCUUGUUAAAGAUGGCUCAAUGUCGCUGGAACUAGUGGAAGGGAACCGCCUCCUUCCAAAGUUUAGCAUUGCACCAACGAAGUAUGAAGAAUUGUGCGGACCAUGGAAGAAAUGCUUGAUAAUAAAACUCUUGGGGAAGAACAUUGGCUUCUUAACUAUGAAAGACAGAUUAAGGGCCUCUUGGAAACUUGAAGGUGACUUUGACAUUAUAGAUGUUUCUAAUGGUUUUUUCUUGGUGAAUUUUGAUCUGAAUGCAGAUAAAGAGAAGAUAAUGCAUGGAGGACCUUGGAUGAUCUUCGACCACUACUUAACAGUUCGACAAUGGGAUCCUGAAUUCUCCGCUCUUGAAUCCAAAGUGGAUAAAACUCUCGUCUGGGUUCGCUUCCCGGGCCUCGGCAUGGUUUACUACAACGAGAGCGUGCUCCUCACCAUCGCGGCAGCAAACGGUAGACCAAUAAAGGUUGACCUAAACACCUUGAAUAUGAAUAGAGGAAGAUUCGCUAGGGUGUGCGUAGAGAUCGAUCUCAACUCUCCCGUGGUGGGGAAGUUUUGCUUGAAUGAUCGAUGGCACAAGGUCGAAUAUGAGGGCCUACAUCUCCUAUGUACUGGAUGUGGAUGUUACGGACAUCUUAUACGUGAAUGCCCAAAAACAGUUUUUGAGUCAACAAAGAAGCAUGAAGAUGGAUUCGAAAACACUCAGAAGGAGGAAGAAAUACAUAAGGCAUCAAAUCAAAUAGAGACCCAGCCCAUAUCAAAGACAGAAGGAAACAGUAAAGCACAAUCAUCUAUUCCCAUAGACGUGCAUGGAGAAUGGAUGAUAGUAACUCGCAAGAAAAGAAACACUCCCCAAGAAAGAAAAAUUCUUGGACAAGGGAAAAUCCACAAAGGUAGUUCUUUUGGAAACCCCAGCAAAAAUGGUAUAAUCAGUGAUAAGGAGAAGGAGAAAAAUCUCCAGUUUAAGGAUUUAACUACCCAAGAAGGUAAGUCUAGCGUGAAAUACAUAGGUGGUAGUGCUAAGAAUGAUAGGAAAAGAUCUAGAUUGGAUAGUAACAAGAAUCCAAAUCCCAAAGCCAUAAUACCCAGAGGGAGUGAAACCCCAUUAGCAAAGACGAUAGGUUUAGGGUUGAACCCUUUUUUGGAGGGUCCUCGGAGUUUAGCAGAUGGCUCUAAGACAACCCAUGAUAUUACUUCACUGGGUGGCCCUCGUUAUCUUCUCCAGUUUGAGAAACCCUCACAGGUCGAGAGCUGGUCUGAUGAUUCCUCAAAUGGAUCGCUGUCACCUAAGGAAACUCAUGAAGGAAUGCAUAUAGAUACCUUACCCUCUAGUCAAAGGAAUGAUACAACCUUCAGGGUAAUGGAUACUGACAUGACCUAG
Molecule: messenger RNA, 1518 nt
Organism: Cajanus cajan (pigeon pea)
Lineage: Eukaryota; Viridiplantae; Streptophyta; Magnoliopsida; Fabales; Fabaceae
Molecular function (GO): zinc ion binding; nucleic acid binding
Source: RefSeq, a predicted model, not a curated record